Physcomitrium patens is the source of this 2247-nucleotide messenger RNA. Its product is annotated as riboflavin biosynthesis protein PYRR, chloroplastic. The record is from RefSeq and is a predicted model, not a curated record. Gene Ontology annotation, molecular function: 5-amino-6-(5-phosphoribosylamino)uracil reductase activity; NADP binding; diaminohydroxyphosphoribosylaminopyrimidine deaminase activity. Lineage: Eukaryota; Viridiplantae; Streptophyta; Bryopsida; Funariales; Funariaceae. Gene Ontology annotation, biological process: riboflavin biosynthetic process.
GUUGUUCGUUAUCCUGUUGCAUCAAGCAGCUUUUUAGUGUUGGAGCUCUGUCCCCGUCUCUGUCGCGCCUGUUUUGUAUCCAGUCUGCACGGGCUGGAAUUUGAUUCACAUUCUCGAUUGAACCAUUAUUGCAUCGUGUUUUUAUUGUAGCGGAGGAGCAUUCUCAAACCUGUGGAGGUGGAUGGGUAGAGAAUUUUGCAAGUGAGAGUACUCUUCACUGGAACGGAGCGAUUGAAUGGAAUUGGGCCGUUCAUUUAGAAUUUAAGGUUGUGGUGAGACACCAAGGAUGCAUGUGCAAGCUCUUUCGCUGAGAGCAUGUGUGUCAGCACAGCUUUCAACUUCCAUCCCCUCGUCUGAUGAUAGUCGGCACCUGCUACGGGCAGCAGAGCUUGCUGGAUCAUUAGCUGGACUAAGUGCUCCCCAUCCGAAUUUUGGCUGCGUUAUUGCCCAUGGGCCCAAAGUGGUGGGGGAGGGGUUUCUGUACGCGCAAGGCACUAAGAGUGCUGAAGUGCAAGCCGUCGAAAGAGCUGGAGAACUUGCCAAGAAUGCUACAGCUUACCUAAAUCUGGAGCCUGGCGAUUGCCAUGGCGAUGAUAGUGCCGUUCGCGCACUUAGAGAGGCAGGAGUAUCAAGAGUGGUGGUCGGAGUACCUCAUCCAUUACAGCAUCUACAUGGCAAGGCGAUCAAAGCCCUUCACCAGGGUGGCGCCAAGGUGGAAGUGGUCGGACAGAAUUUGCUGGAAUCUGGAAGUGGUAUACAGGAAGCUUUUAAGGCUUGCCAAUUAGUGAACGCUCCCCUCCUCUACCGGGCUGCCAACGGCAUACCUUAUUCAUUGUUGAAGUACGCUAUGACGGUUGAUGGGAAGAUUGCAGCCAGCACGGGCCACUCUACAUGGGUAUCCAGCACGGAGUCUCGGAAACGUGUCUUCGAAAUGCGUGCCCGAAGUGAUGCUAUCGUUGUGGGAGGCAACACCGUCCGUCGUGACAAUCCACGCCUUACAACAAGGCAAGAAGGUGGACACCUUCCAGUUCGCAUUGUAAUGUCACGGUGCUUAAACCUUCCUAUGGAUGCCAACCUAUGGGACGUAUCCACCACCCAGACCAUUGUCACAACACAAAAGGGUGCUCGUCAGGACUUCCAGGCACUGCUGGCUUCAAGAGGCGUGGAAGUGGUGGAAUUUGACUUCUUGACCCCACGAGCAGUGAUGGACUACUGCUAUAACCGGGGUUAUUUGUCAAUUUUGUGGGAAUGUGGAGGCAUGCUGUCAGCGCCCGCCAUUGCUUCAGGUGUAAUUCAGAAGGUUAUGGCCUUCAUAUCUCCCAAGAUUAUUGGGGGCAUUACGGCACCUACACCAGUAGGAGAGCUGGGAAUGGUGGAGAUGACACAAGCUCUUCAAUUGUCAGAUGUUGCUUUUGAGCAGGUAGGACCAGAUAUGCUGGUGACAGGGUUGUUGCAACCAAUUCCUCACUGUCAACCUAAUGUUCCUGCAUUAGUAGAGGCUGCCGCAGCAAUGGACUCAACCAUCCCUUCGCUACCCCAACGACCUCAAGUUAUCUACUUUUACAAGCCCUGGGAUCCUUACGGUGCACUCUCCAACUUCUCACCCCACCCCAUCUCUCUUCCCGAUGAGACCGGAGCUGUCAUAUCAUGGAACAGUGUUGAGCAUUAUUAUCAGGCUCAGAAAUUCGUGGGUGUAAAACAUGAAUUAGCCCAAGAAUGUGUUCAUAAUAUUCGGCUGGCCAAGAGUCCUGAAGUUGCAGCACGACUGGGAAGAACUCUUGCACGGCAGCGUCCAGAUCUUGUGCGAGCCGAUUGGGCGGUGGCAAAGCUUUGUGCGAUGGAGACAGCCUUGCAUGCGAAGUUUACUUCGUACCCUGCUCUCCGAGAUCUGCUCCUAACAACUGCGGGUGCUGUGCUGGUGGAAGCGUCUCAAAAUGACAUGUUUUGGGGUGCAGGACGGAGUGGGGACGGAGAGAAUAAGUUGGGGCUUCUCCUCAUGCAGUUGCGAACAAAGUUACUACAACGUUCAGAGGACAACAACGUCCACUCAACGGUGACCAGGUCAACAACCUCAGAAUCGUAGCUUAAGUGUGCAAUGUACGGCAGCACAUUGUUUGGCUCACCUUGGAAGAACUGUAACAUGUCCUCAUAUUUUCAAAUGUGGCAGUUGAGAUAUUCAAUUUAGAGAUGCUCAUGGAAUCCAAAUCUUCAUCCUCUCGACAGAAUUGUGAGCGUCGUUUCAUCAGA